AUGGACGGCAACCCCACCACCACUUCUUCCUCCUCAUUACCUCCCGAGAAUUUCAAUUUCUCGCCCGAUAACCCCUCCCCAAUCACCCUCACUGCGAAUCAGGUCAACAACUGUGCUCAAGCCCUCAACCUUUUGAAGGAGAAACUCCACGCUCCUCACGCCAUCACUCAGGAGUUCGAACACCUGCAGGCGAACAGAAUAACGCCGAGUGAGAUGAGGAGAAGAUGCAGCGUCGCUCUUGACGCUGUCAAUUCGAUCAAGAACCGAUACACGGACGUGUUGCCAUUUGACGAAAACAGGGUUGUUCUAAAAUCUAGUACAGAUUAUAGACCUGCAGCACAGGGGUAUAUCAAUGCAAGCUUGGUCUCGACCUCUUCCCCAGGCAAUGUGUCACAGUUUGUAGCGACACAAGGUCCACUUCCACAUACUUAUGAGGAUUUCUGGGAGAUGAUUAUUCAAUAUCGCUGCCCUGCGAUUAUCAUGCUUACUAGGUUGGUGGAUAAUUACAAGAUGAAGUGUGGAGACUAUUUUCAAGCGGAGGAUGGACCUAGAGAAGUUGGUAAUAUUUCUGUUAUUGGUAAAUGGAUGAACACUACUGAAACUUCAUUGGUGCUGCGCCUUUUAGAGGUGAACCAUAGAGAGGUAGAAGAUGCUCCAAUAUCUGUUUUGCAUAUUCAGUAUCCCGAAUGGCCUGACCAUGGAGUUCCCAAAGAUACAUUAGCUGUGCGUGAAAUUUGGAAAAGAUUAUGCCAUUUACCGCCAAACCUUGGCCCAAUAGUGGUCCACUGCAGUGCAGGUAUUGGUAGAACUGGAACAUACUGCACAAUUCACAACACAAUUCAGAGAAUACUUGCUGGUGAUAUGUCUGCUGUAGAUAUUGCUAACACAAUAGCUGUGUUCAGGUCUCAGCGUAUCGGAAUGGUUCAGACACAGGAUCAGUACAUAUUCUGCUAUAAAGCUAUCAUAGAUGAACUGGAAGACCUUGUAUCUCAGCAGUAG
Molecule: messenger RNA, 999 nt
Organism: Sphenostylis stenocarpa
Lineage: Eukaryota; Viridiplantae; Streptophyta; Magnoliopsida; Fabales; Fabaceae
Source: the annotation of a GenBank genome assembly